CCAGAAGCGGCACAAAUCUCAAGUGUGCGUCAGGGGGGAACAGAGACAGACAGACAGGGCCACUGGAAGUUUUUUUCUUUCCCCGGAGAUGACCGACAUUUAUACAACUUUUCCAUCACUUUAUUUUACUUUUGGAGGCCUGUGAGCUUGUGAAAGUUUUGCGCAGGAGUGGUGUGAGAGAGAGAAGAGAAGAGAAGAGAAGAGAAGAGAAGAGAAGAGAGAGAGAGAGAGAGAGAGAGAGAGAGAGAGAGAGAGAGAGAGAGAGAGAGAGAGAGAGAGAGAGACGCACCGGUGGUGUUUGAGUAUUCCAGUUUAUUCCAAGGUUAUUCCAAGGCUCUUCUGGGGAAUUGCGCUGCUGCCGCCGCUGCUACUGUCCAUAUCUUAUCCGCAUUUCGGACGGCCCUUCCAGUCCCAUCGUCAUGUCCUCCGGUGAUGGGUCGGAGCAGAGUCGGCGGGUCAGUGUGCUGUCUUGGGAUCAGGUGCGGCGUUUGGACUCCAUCCUUGGAGAGAGCGUCCCCAUCCACGGCCGUGGAAACUUCCCCACGCUGUCCGUCCAGCCCCGGCAGAUCGUGCAGGUGGUCAGGGCUCGACUGGAGGAGCGGGGCAUGGUGGUGCGUGAUGUGAAACUAAAUGGCUCUGCAGCCAGCCACGUGCUCCAUGAGGACAAUGGCCUGGGCUACAAAGACCUGGACCUGAUCUUUGGCCUGAGUCUCACUGAUGACAAAACCUUCCGGCUGGUGAAGGACGUGGUGCUGGACUGUCUGGUGGACUUCCUGCCUGAGGGGGUGUGCAGGGAGCGCAUCACAGCCCUUGCCCUGAAGGAGGCUUACGUCCAGAAACUGGUGAAAGUGUGCAACGAGACGGACCGCUGGAGCCUCAUCUCUUUGUCCAACAACACCGGCAAGAAUGUGGAACUGAAGUUUGUGGAUACUCUGCGAAGGCAGUUUGAGUUCAGUGUUGACUCCUUCCAGAUCACUCUGGACUCCUUGUUGCUGUUCGACCGCUGCUCGGAGACGGCCAUGUCUGAGACCUUCCACCCCACUGUGCAGGGGGAGAGCAUGUACGGAGACUUUGAGGAAGCUCUGGGUCACCUUCGCACCAAGACUAUUGCGACCCGCAGCCCAGAAGAGAUCCGGGGAGGCGGGCUGCUGAAAUACUGCCACCUGUUGGUGCGAGGUUUUCGCCCAGCUUCUGAGGCUCAGAUGAAACAGAUGCAGCGCUACAUGUGCUCACGCUUCUUCAUCGACUUCCCUGACAUCAGCGAGCAGCAGAGGAAACUGGAAGUGUAUCUGCAGAACCACUUUGCGGGCAUGGAGCACAAGCGAUAUGAGUGCCUGGUGACGCUGAGGCGAGUGGUGGAUGAAAGCACCGUGUGUCUGAUGGGCCAUGAGCGCAGACAGACACUAGCACUUAUUUCUGCCCUGGCUCUGCGGGUGAUGGCUGAGCAGAAUGCCAUCCCUGCUCUGUCGAACAUCACCUGCUACUACCAGCCUGCCCCCUAUGUCAGAGACGUCAACUUCAGCAAUUACUAUGUGGCACAAGUUCAGUCACCCAUGGCAUGCAGUAACUCUUACCAAACAUGGCUGCCUUGCAGCUGAGUAAUGACUUUUAGGAUGCUGACAUGUUUGGAAAGCUUUUAGUUUCGACCUUACAUUGAUGUAAACUGAGCAAUUCAGUAGAGUGUUCAGUACUUCUGUAGCAAUGUUGCAUUUUUGUUGGAAGCGCACCAUGGACCAAAAGGAAUUAAUGUAUUGUAUCUUUUUUUUUUUUUUUUUUUGCCAAAUCUUACAUUGAAACCAUUCCACUAAGUUAUAUUGAUUUAUACUGCUGUAAAUGUCAUUUGAGCCAUUGUUAUUAGCCUUAUAUCUUUUUUGUUCUGUUGUCAUUUCAUAACCAAUGUGUUGGUGUAUGGAAAAAUAUGAAGGGUUGAUAUUUGACAGAGGAACUCUUUCGGUUCUGUUUUCUGUCCAGUGGAAGCUUGUGUGGGUCCAUACAGAAAUGUAAAUAAUGCAUAAGAAACCAGAAAGCUGUAUUCUGUUCAAUCUGUGGUUUCAACUGACCUUGUUUGAGGACAAAAGGACCAAAGAAUUACAUUAUUGUGUAGCAUGAUAAACAAAGACUAUAUGUGAUUCCAAGUGCCUAAAACUGACCAACAUCUUUUUAGUAGUUGCUAUGUAAGAACUGUUUUUGAAUCUUUUUUCAUCCAGGUUACUGUACAUCUCUAUAUCCAGGGUCAGGGUAUUUUGUUUUUAAAUCAUUAAAACAUGUUGAAACUUGAAA
Messenger RNA from Myripristis murdjan (pinecone soldierfish), 2280 nucleotides. RefSeq names its product terminal nucleotidyltransferase 5Bb (gene tent5bb). The transcript has 2 exons. Gene Ontology annotation, molecular function: poly(A) RNA polymerase activity; RNA binding. Bases 420 to 1598 code for a protein of 392 amino acids. Gene Ontology annotation, biological process: mRNA stabilization. The record is from RefSeq and is a predicted model, not a curated record. Lineage: Eukaryota; Metazoa; Chordata; Actinopteri; Holocentriformes; Holocentridae.